Lingula anatina is the source of this 357-nucleotide messenger RNA. RefSeq names its product nucleoporin p54. Gene Ontology annotation, molecular function: structural constituent of nuclear pore. The record is from RefSeq and is a predicted model, not a curated record. Gene Ontology annotation, cellular component: nuclear pore; nuclear pore central transport channel. Lineage: Eukaryota; Metazoa; Brachiopoda; Lingulata; Lingulida; Lingulidae. Gene Ontology annotation, biological process: protein localization to nuclear inner membrane; nuclear pore organization; NLS-bearing protein import into nucleus.
AGGUAACUCGGGAAGCAUUGAAAAAUCCCCUGUAAAAUUGCGCGGAUCUUAACACUACUAGGAAGAUGGCUUUCAGUUUUGGUACCACGGCUGCGAAACCUGCAUUUGGCACUGUUACCACUUCAGCGCCUACUUUUGGGUUUGGCACGACAGGAACUGCUGGCACCCAGAGCACAGGUUUUGGGUUUGGACAAAAGACAACUACAGCUGGGACAGGUUUUGGUGGGUUUGGGACUACAGCAGUCACCACCACAUCUGCUGCUACUGGUUUUGGAGGUUUUGGUGGUUUUGGAGGCACCACGUCCAGCAGUUUUCCUACACUCACCACAUCAACAGCAGCAACAGGUCAGUUCAGAG